UGGAUGGAUGGAUGUCUUCAAAGUGAACUGAAAGAACAAACGGGAAAAACUCGCGCUAAGUAGUUCGUCUGAGUGGAGCUGCCGUAGUGUGACGUCAUCUGCAGGCGCGCAGCCCACUGGAGGACCCCGAAAUAAAAUAAAAUAACCGACACCGACACAUUUAAGUCACAUACUAUUUUUCCGGUCUGGGAGCAGUAGGGCGUGUUCUACCGGGAUACAGCAGCCAAUCAUAGUAUAGCGUAGCACGAGUUACUGCUAAAGCUAACUUCAGCUCAAUGGCCAGUCCGGUUCCAAGUUUGGGUCAGCUUGUUUCGGAUGCUAUUUGUUUGUUCAAAAAAAAUUUCGGCGAUGAGGCUCCUAAAAUUGCAGCAUGUGCACCUGGGAGAGUCAACCUGAUUGGGGAGCACACGGACUACAACCAGGGAUACGUACUUCCAAUGGCACUAUCCCUGGUCACUGUGGUGGUUGGAAGUGCCUCAUCUGGUCAGGAGGCUACCAUCGUCACUGCGAGCGAGGAAGCCGAUGAGCCAAGGAAGGUGGACUUGACCCUGCCAGUUGAGGGAUUCCCACUGUCUCCAGGCUUACCACACUGGGCAAACUAUGUGAAGGGCGUUAUGGACCACUACAGAGCAUGCCCUCUCCCUGGUUUUCGAGCUGUGGUGGUGUCCAGUGUCCCACUUGGAUCAGGUCUGUCCAGCUCGGCCUCUUUGGAAGUAGCGUUUUACACAUUUCUGCAGCAACUGAGGCCAGAUGAUGGAGACAACUUAUCCAAAGCAAUUGCAUGUCAGCAGGCGGAACACACUCAUGCUGGUGUGCCUUGUGGGAUUAUGGAUCAGCUUGUGUCAGUUCUUGGGAUGGAGGGGCAUGCUUUGCUUAUUGACUGCAGGUCUCUGGAAUCCAUUCCUGUCCCGUUAACAGAUGCAGGACUCGUCUUUCUCAUCACCAACUCCAAUGUGAAACAUUCUUUGGCAAGUAGUGAGUAUGCCUUGAGACGAGCACAGUGUGAGAAAGCUGCCUCCAUCUUAAGGAAACCCAGUCUAAGAGAUGCAACCAUGAAUGAUCUGGAAGCUCAAGAGUCAAGGGCUCAACUAGAUGAUGUGACCUAUCGUAGAGCUUGUCAUGUGAUUGGGGAGAUCUGCAGGACUCUCAAAGCAGCUGAAUCCUUGAAAAGAGGCGCCUACCAAGAGUUUGGCAAACUCAUGGUGGAAAGCCACAACUCCCUCAGAGAUUUAUAUGAGGUGAGCUGCAAGGACCUGGAUGAUCUGGUGUGUGCUGCCAUGGAGGUGGAGGGAGUGUUUGGCAGCAGGAUGACUGGUGGAGGAUUUGGAGGUUGCACAAUAACUUUGCUGAAGGACCACGCCAUUGACAGGACUAUACAGAACAUACAGGAGCGUUACAGUGGAACCCCAACUUUCUACGUUGCAACUCCUUCAGAGGGUGCUCGGGCUCUCAAGCUGUCCUGAAUUCUGCCAAUGCAUAGAAAAACCUUUUAAUUUACAUCUAAUGCUUCUAAUGACCCUCCGCCCCCCACCCCCAAUAUUGCCAUUAAGACUCAGUGGAGCUACACAGUACAAUUUAUGGGGGUCCCUUUUCAUGAUACUGUACUGUAAGCAAUACUGACGGUUAAAUACUGUCCAUGGAGACAAUGUUUUACCUUUUGUUUGUUGUGCAUUUUUGUGAUGCUAAAAUGUUUUUUUUAAUUGAAUAAAGAGAUUUUAACAUCCA
Molecule: messenger RNA, 1725 nt
Organism: Phycodurus eques (leafy seadragon)
Lineage: Eukaryota; Metazoa; Chordata; Actinopteri; Syngnathiformes; Syngnathidae
Gene: galk1
Product: galactokinase 1
Exons: 8
Coding region: 276-1463 (395 amino acids)
Biological process (GO): carbohydrate phosphorylation; galactose metabolic process
Cellular component (GO): cytoplasm; cytosol
Molecular function (GO): galactokinase activity; ATP binding
Source: RefSeq, a predicted model, not a curated record